UUCAGAGUUACUGAAGCCCUGGGUGCUGAUGCUAGCAGGUCAACGCCUAGUUCUUCUCCAGUAAAAGCCACACCACACUUUAGAUACGCCUUACAUUUGCACAGCUUGGCUCAAGUACAGUGGUUCAAACCCCUCCUCUGUCUUUUGGUGACCAUGAUGCUUCAGGCAGCAGCCACCGCCAUUAUUGCUGUUGUCCUCACCUUCUUGAUCCAGGGAUCCAAAACAUCUGCGACGUGUUUCUGUGAACUGAGGAACUUGGGAAAUAUGUUCCCUGACAAACGGCUGCAAGACGUAAAAACUCUAGCAACCAGGUGUACUCAGGAAAUCACCUCAGAACAGAUCUCAGAAAUUGAUGUUCUAUUGGAUCAGCUUCACUACCGCCUCCUGCAGCUGGAAGGGGACAUAACAAGGCUGGAAAAAGAAGACGACGGGGACCUGUUUGGGGCAGUCUCCCUGCGUAUUAUUGAGAUUGAACUCGCUGAGAUUACGGACCUCUUUGUAAAACUCAAUGCCACAAACAACGCUCAGCAGAGAAUCAGUGCCAACACUGGUGCUCAGCUGAUGAACCUGCGAAGUGAGGUGCAGGGGUUGAAGAAGUUUGACCAGACAAAAGUUAUUAUGGAGAAGGAGAAGAACAAAAGGCUCACGAGGGACCUCAAAGAGUGUGAGGCCAAGGCCAAGGUGACCUUAGCUCCUCCCACCAUACCUGCACCAGGGAACUGUCCUUAUGGACACUUGUUGAAUGUAAUGGGACCCAGCAGCUACAUCACCACCCAGUAUGGCACCUCCUACCCAUAUGGUGCCUGGGGUCGUGACCCGAAGCCUGCCCUUGGAAAGGAGGACUGGUAUUGGCUGGUGGCACUGACCAGCAGCAAUAUCUAUGCCAACUAUGUAAGGCAGUACAGCAGCUACAGCGCCCUCAUACUGGGUGUCAGUGCAGGGGAUGUGAGCAUUGCAUCAGGCAACCCCACCACCAACACAGUGCAGGGGCCCAAUGCAGUCCUGUAUGGCAAUGCCCUCUACUACAACUGCUACAACUCUCCCUCUGUCUGCCGCUUCGAUAUGACAUCCCGCUCCAUCUCCAGCGUGGCACUGCCCACCACUGGCUACAACAACAAGUUCCCAUUCUGUCACUUGGAUGCAUGCUACGGCUACACAGACAUUGAUGUGGCUACGGAUGAGUCCGGUGUCUGGGCUGUCUACACCACUCCUCAGAACUUUGGCAAUGUGGUCUUGAGUAAAGUGGAGGUGGGGAGUGACAUCACCCUUAGCCGCACCUGGAACACUUCGCUAAACAAGCGCACAGCCACCAACACAUUCAUGGCAUGUGGCGUGCUGUAUGGCACACGCUACAUAGACAAGCAGAACGAGGAGGUAUUUUACUCCUUCGACACAGCCACAGGGCAGGAGCGCUUUGACCUUAAUCUGCUCUUUAAGAAAACAUCCACAAACAUCCAGUCCCUGAACUAUAACCCCAGGGACCGCAUGUUGUAUGUGUACAGUGACUCAUAUGUACUUACAUACCAGGUGACAUUUGGCUGAGUCCUUUGCCCUGCCUUCCCUGAAUUACUCAAUCUGUCCAAACUGAGGAUGGAAGCACACAUUUGCAUAUUCUAAAAGGUCUAGUCUACAGGAAGUGUGGAAAGGUCAGCAGAAAUCAGUCAACCACAAAGAAUUUGUUCACACAAUAAAUUUGCUUUGUGUUAACUGAAAA
This is a messenger RNA of Scleropages formosus (Asian bonytongue), 1714 nucleotides long. Its product is annotated as olfactomedin-4-like. The transcript is spliced from 5 exons. Gene Ontology annotation, biological process: signal transduction. The record is from RefSeq and is a predicted model, not a curated record. Bases 154 to 1542 code for a protein of 462 amino acids. NCBI's taxonomy places the organism in Eukaryota, Metazoa, Chordata, Actinopteri, Osteoglossiformes, Osteoglossidae.